Molecule: messenger RNA, 4886 nt
Organism: Planococcus citri (citrus mealybug)
Lineage: Eukaryota; Metazoa; Arthropoda; Insecta; Hemiptera; Pseudococcidae
Product: histidine-rich glycoprotein-like
Exons: 2
Coding region: 2713-3933 (406 amino acids)
Source: RefSeq, a predicted model, not a curated record
AGUCACAUUACGCAUCGCUAUCGUUUUUUUCGCUUUCGUAUUGCGCAUCAGUUGAGCAUAUGCGCGCGCAUUCGUAUCUUCUUUUGCUUUUGCUCAUCAGUGUUUGUUCAGUUGUGCGCACAGGGUUCUAAAUGCGUAGCCUAACGCAUCUUUAAUAACCAAGCACCAAAAAGCUCGCGUACUAGAAAGUAAUUUGAUAGUGCUUAUUUUAUUUGUGAUACUGAAUUCAUUUCGGGUUGGUCAUCUGCUUAUAAUCGCAAUUUUUCAAUCAUUUUUGGUUUAUGAUGUGCUUCAUUAAUGAAAAGUGCUACGUGUUGAUUUCAUUGCUUCGUCUUUGCGUUGUGAAUAUUGUUUAUAGUAAUAUUCGAAAAACCUUCGCGUAUCAUUUCGAUUUUUGAUAUUUUUGGCAAAUUAUAUGAUUGUGGGUUGAAAACCAAGUAGAAAUUAGAAGCGAUAAUGGCGGAUGGCCGAAGUAAAUUCUGGUGAUAUUGAUUUUAAUCAAGUGCCAGAAGUAUAUGUUCAUAACCGCAGACUCCUUUAUAAUAAUCAAAAAGUUACUCAAAUUUUUGAAAAAUUGCCAAAAAGUGAUGAAAUGUUUGUAAACAAAUUGAAGAAUCUAGACACAUUUCCAGCGCGAAAAAAAUCCAUGUUAAAAUUACUGUAAAUCAUGAAAACUUUUUGGUAUUUUGGAAAGUUGAGCAAUACAUCGCAAAAAUUGUUUGAAGAGUGUUGUUGGAGUGUCCUACAAAACCGUUGAAAAUAUCUUAGAGAGUUGUUAUGACAUCUCAAGACUUGGUUCAUCGAAAUCUUAUCAAAUGGGAAUGAAAAUCCGCUAAAAUAACAUGAUAUCAUUGAACACUGUAAAAUUACUGAAAAGUAUCAUAAAAUGAUCAACUUCAAGUUAGACUCUGCGAAAAAUUGUAAAAAUUUCUAAAAUGUUUGUUUCAAUAUUUCGAAAAUGAUGAAAAUUGGUGAUCAAAUUUAUGAAAAUUGAAGAGAUUAUGCAAAAGCUGUAAAAAGUGUCUGAACUGUGGCAAUAAAUGUAAAAAUCACGAAAAAUUAUUCAGAUGUAAUAAUGCAUGGGGUGAAGUUUUGUAAGGAAAUACAUGAGACCUAAAAAAGCAAUAAAGACCAUUCGGGGGGGGGGGAGUGAGACAGUGUGUCUGCGGAUUUUUUUUCUAGGUUUGUUAAGGUCGCUGGGGUCACUUGUUUGGAGAGUGCUCCAACUACACUCCUUUAAAAUGAAAAAAAAAAAAAAAAAACAAUAAAGAGUCAGUAUAAUAAAUCAAAACAACUGAUGAAACUAUGGAAAAACUUAUUCAGAUUUUGUAAUGAAAAUUCGUCAGAAUACCAUAAAAAUCGUUGAAAAAAAAACAUAUUUACCAAUCUUAAAGAAAAUCGUUUGAGAAUUUGAAUCUGGAUGAAAUUUUGCAAUAAAAUACGUAGGCUAAAAAAAAAACCAAAAUCUUUACAAAGUCCCUGAAAAAUCACCAAAACUUGAUCAAAAAUCGUUGAAUAAUUUGUUGACGAUGUUCUGAAAACUGUUGAAUAUGAGUAAAUCAUGAUGUAAGAUCUUGAAACUUCAGCAUAAACACGAAAAAAAAUACCAAGUUGACCAAAAAAUUUCUUGAAAAUUUGUGAUGAAAUACUCUAAAAACCAUAAUGGAAUAUUAUGUCUAAAAAGGUAAAUGUAACGUCUUGAAACUUUGGAAAAAUUACAAAAAAAAAUUGAAAUCAUGCAGAAUUUGCAAAAAAAAAUCCUGAAAAUAACACAAACUGUGUUUAUCUUGAAAAACUAAGAAGGAAAAAAAAUCGCUGAAAUACACCAUAAAUUAAUUAAAUCUGAAUGAAAUUGAGCAAUACAUUGUGUGUACAAAUUGCUGCGUUUUGGUAAAAUUCAAGCAAAGCCUUCGAAAAAUGUCUGAAAUUUGGCAAAAAAAUAAAUAAAAACUGAUGAAACAUUUUAUAUUUCAUGACAAUGCACAAAGUUGGAAAAAACAAUGAAAUACCUAUUCUUUGAAAUCGCCGAAAAUAAUGAUCUAAUGUUGGAAAAGUUUAGAAAUGCAUUGUAAAAAAUUGCUCAAAAAUAGAAAAUGUAUCAAGAGUUGAUAUUUCAACAUCUCAGAAUUUCGACAAAUUCCCCAAAAAAAUAUUAUCCCCCCCCCCUUCUCCUACCCACCCAAAAAUUUCAAAAUUAUGAAAAUCUCGUCACAAUUUUAUCGAAUAGAAAUCAGAUUUCGUAAAGAUGACUUCGAAUAUUUUUUUUAAAAACAUGAAAUUUGAGUAAAAAUUGACCGAAAAUUAUGUGAUAGAAGCUGGCACCUAGCGUGCAAUUUGCGAGUCUGAAAUUGCAUCACAGAUCAAUGACACGUUACCUGUGGGUGAAAAAUUGCGCUAGGAGGUGUCAGAUAUUAUGAAAUACCCGGUAGUUGCACGUUUAGUCGAACCUCAGUAUCCAUUUGACAAAAUAUAAUGACGAUAAUGAUGCGUAAAAAUUAUGCUAUGUUACACGAAUCUUCAAGUGUACCUAAUACCUACUUACACAGUAGGACUUACGAGUCAAUUGUGCACUUCAGUUAUUGCUUAUGCAUUCCGCAAUUUGGUUUCGCAAUGAUGAAGAAUGCAUUCACAAACUGGCACGAAUUUCUGAGUUAUUGGUUAGAGCUUACUCGUAGGCAGCUUACUCAUUGGUUAUAGGCUUUCAACUUGACGAUGCAGUGUAAUAUGAAAUGCAAUCAGACGAAUAAUGUCGAUAUUUUUGUAUUCGUUAAUUUUCAGCUAAUAGGAAUUAUCCUUACAGCGCUACUAUUUACUUAUGCACAAGUUUAUGGAGAUGAUAGCGGGUAUGGAGGUUUCAGCAGUGGAAAUGCUGCAGAGGUAGCCCCGUACACGCAUUACAGCGGUAGUCAUCAUCACGGAGGACAUCACCACCAUGGCGGUGGAGGUGGCGGUGGAGGUGGAGGUCACGGCGGCGAACACAUCCAUAAGGGCGAAGUUCUGCACAGACACAUACACGAGGGCCGAGUCGACCAUAUUCACAAACACGUAGGCCACGCCGAACACGACCAUAAACACGAGGGACACGCCGGCCACGAUCACAAGCACAGCGGUCACGCUGCCCACGACCAUAAACACGCCGGUCACGCUGCCCACGAUCACAAGCACGCUGGACACGGCGAGCACUACCAUUCGCAUCACGGUCAGGCAGAGCACGGCCACAAGCACGUCGGCUCAGCGGCGCAUUCUCAUAAACAUCACGGAGCGGCCGAGCAUGCGCAUAAGCACAUCGGCCACGGCGAUCAUUCGCAUUCGCACGGCGGCCAUGCCGAGCACGACCAUAAACAUAUCGGGCACGCCGAGCACUCUCAUAAGCACGCCGGUCAUGGCCAACAUUCGCACAAACAUCACGGCUCAGCCGGCCAUUCACAUAAGCAUUUGGGCCAUGCGCAGCACUCGCAUGCGCACGGCGGCCACGCCGAUCAUGCGCACAAACACGAGGGAUACGCGCAUCACGGACACAGCCAUCAGGGUAAAUUCGGUCACGGGCACGAACACCACGGACAUGCCGGACACCAGCAUCAGCAUUCCGGGCAUGCGGCCCAUGGUCAUAAACAUACCGGACAUCAUACCCACGGCCAUAAGCACGGAGUAGUUGACCAUGGUCAUGGACACGGACAUGGAGGAGGACACGGCCAUCAUUACACUCAUGGAGGUUAUACCGCCACUGCCGGAUACCUUGUUAAGAGAAACGAUGAUGAGAAGAAGAGCGCAGCAGCUGUAGCCGGGCCUGCGCCGAUUACCGCAUCAGCGUCUCCUGCCACUGACGGUCUGGGCAGAUAUUACGAAACCUAUUCCGGCGAUCCGGCUGAACCAUUCGCCAUCGAAGAGUACAUACCCAAGUCGGAAGUUGCCGAUUAUGGUACCGCUACGUAGAACGUGAUGCACUAUACCCAAACCCUAGACCAAUCCUACCCGUCCAUUUAUCGUCCUCGUCUAGAUAGUCUUUUCGCAGGCCUGCGACAGUGGAUACCAAAAAAUUGGAAUCAGCAGUCGAAAAAAUAUAGUAUAAUCUCAUAUAAUGAUAAGAUGUGUAUUUUGUACCUGUGUCUAUUUAGGCCUAUUUGCCAUUUGAACGCAGUAUUUUCCUUUUACGACUUACUCUUUCGCUGGUCUUGUAUCACUCGCUGGUCGUUGGCCUCCCUGGCCAUCUUAUUGUACGUUUAUGCACCUACAAAAUGUGCACGAGAGCAAAUUACUGUAUUCAUUACAAUCAAAAAUACGUGCAUAGGUACUUGUGUAAAUAAUGAACCCCGUAUACCUCAUAUUCGCUUCGCGAAACCUGGCGCGAAAAUCUUCCCUCUCCCCCUCGCUCUAUCAUGAGCUCAGAUAUACAAUGCACACAAAUCCACGAACCACUUCUGCUCUUCACCGCAUCAAGGAUUCAAUUUUAUACGACUUUUAGACUGAUCGCGAAAUAACGUACUAGUCAUGAUGUAAUAAAGUUUAUGAGAAAAAAUUAUCGUGUAUAUUUAUAACAAGGUAUGCGUAUGUGUAUCGUACGUGUAUCCCAAUAGGUGUAAUAUGUAACUUGGUUCAAUGUAACAACGUAUGCGUGUAAGCUAUAAUCUAAUUUUCUGCAGUGUGAAAAGGUAAUACUCGUUUUCAUUCAUGCUUGGGAAAAUGAAUAUACAUAUUUGUUGAGUUGUCUAUUAGAUCAAGUUUACAUAUUAUCGAUGAAAACUUCCGAAUGUUUCGAUGCAAACAUGUUAUUUGAUAUUCGUGAAAAUAUGGCGAUACUGUACUUACGCAUGCAUACCGUAGUUACGUUUAGUACAUAUUAUGUGUACGUGUAUUACGUUUAGCCUAAUACAUUCAUAAGUAAGUGA